AUGUACAACCCCUGCGAGGAGAGGGGCUUCAACAUGCAUGUCAGUGUGAGCCCCCACUCUCUUGUACUACUGGAUCUUUUCAGUUUUGUCUACUUCUCAAUGGAACUGGUCAUCAAGGUGGCAGCCCUGGGACUCUCUGGCUACAACGGAAGUUACCUUAGCAACAACUGGAACAAGUUUGAUGUCUUCAUCUACUUUGGAGAGGUGCUGGAUUAUCUUCUGGUUUCCCAAGGUAUCAAGAUACAGGUCCGUCAUGCGCUCAGGCUGAUGCGACUCGUAGGCAGAGUCCCAAGUAUGCAAGAUAUGGUGAUGAUACUCUUGGACACCGUGCCGAUGCUUGUGAACGUUCUCGUCCUGUACAUCUUUGUCAUGUUCAUCUUUGCCAUUGUGGGAGUUCAGCUGUGGGCGGGGAAACUGCGCAACCGCUGCUUCCUUGGAGUCGACAUCCCAGAAAACUCCAGCGGGUCGUUAAAUCCAUACUAUGUGUCCAAGUAUGAUGAGGAGAGCCCGUUCAUUUGUUCGUAUGACCACAGCAACGGGAUGCGCCGCUGCCAUGACGUGCCGCCUUACAUCCGGGAUGAGGAAACCUGUUCGUUGGCUGUUCCCAACCACAGUUCAGCUGCAAACAAGUUCUUAGUCCCUGGGGCCGCGGCUAACGCCUGUGUGAACUGGAACUUAUACUAUAACAUCUGUCGCGCCGGGGACCACAACCCCAACAUGGGAGUCACCAGUUUCGAUAACAUCGGCCACGCCUUGAUCGUCUUAUUCCAGGUUGUCACACUGGAAGGUUGGACAGACAUCUUGUUUUUUGUCAUGGAUGCUCAUUCCUUCUGGAGCUUCAUCUUCUUCAUGCUCGUCACCAUUAUGAGCUCCUUCAUCAUUAUGAACGUGUGCGCGAUCGUCAUCGCCACGCAGUUCUCUGAGAGCAUGACGCGGCAGAAGAGAGAGCAGCGAGCCAACCCUGUCGUGCAGCUGUGUCUCCAGUUCCUCCGCUGGCUGUGGACCAUCGCCUGCAGCUGCAUCAGACGUCGUAACAGGGUGCAGCCCGUAUGCAGCAGGAGUGAGACCGGUGGCAUACUGAAACAUACCUGGGAGCCAUUGAGGAGAAAACUUCUGAGGUUGAUCAACAGCAAACUCUUUGACCGGGUGAUCAUGUUAGCCGUCUUCUUCAGUAUUCUCGCCAUGGCCAUAGAACACCAUGGGCAGCCUAAGCAGGUGGCAGAGAUGCUGCGGAUCAGUAACAACAUCUUCACUCUCGUGUUUGUUGUGGAGCUGAUCGUAAAGCUGCUUGCCCUCAAGUGGGCCUACUUCAAGGACCAAAACAACAUUUUUGAUUUUGCCAUCGUUGUCAUCAGCUUGUGGGAGACAUUUGCCAAAGCUGAUGGCAGGUUGUCCGUCCUGCGUGCGUUUCGUAUGCUGCGGUUUGUGCGGCUGCUUCACUUCCUGCCUUACCUGAAGAGACAGCUGCUCGUGCUGAAGGCGACCAUGAAGGAGGCAGCCCUGCUCUGCCAGCUGCUGCUGUUUGUCACCAUCAUUUUCAGUGUGAUAGGCAUGUGCCUGUUUGGUGGCAAAUUUACCUUCGAGACCCAGAGCGGAAGCACCAUCAAGGACCGGAUGAAUUUUGACUCCCUACUGUGGUCCAUGGUCACUGUGUUUCAGAUCCUGACUGAGGAGGACUGGAAUCUGGUGCUGUACAAUGCCGUGGCUGCCACCUCCCAGUGGACCUUCUUCUACUUUUUCGCCAUCAUCGUGGUCGGAAAACACGUUCUCCUCAACGUUCUCAUGGGCGUAGUUGUCCAGAGCUUCCAGGCCAUACACUCCUCAGAUUCAGAUGACGAAGACUCCAUCAGCUCCACUUCAUCCAGCCAGACUUCUGAGAGCGAGUCUUCACUGAGUGAAAACCACGAGACAAAUGGUUCCUCUAGACCCGAUGAAGACUGCCCUCUCCCUCCAUGUGGAUCCGGCAGCCCCACUGUGAUCAGCUCUGCACCUACAGAUACCAAUGACCAUGACAUGUCUUUGAGCUGGAUCCGGAGAGUGCUGCGCUGGUGCAGACAGCAUGAGGACUGGUCCUUCUUCCUGUUUUCUCCACAGAACAGGUUCCGUAUCUUCUGCCAACGCGUGAUCUCUCACCCGAUAUUCGACUAUGUGAUCCUGCUCUUCAUUUUACUGAGCUGCGUCACUCUUGCUAUAGAGAGGCCUGGAAUCAACCCGACGAGCAGGGAGCGACAGAUCCUGAAAUUGUCCAAUUACGUUUUCUCUGCCGUCUUCCUGGUCGAGAUGCUUUUCAAGAUUGUAGCUCUGGGUUUGGUGUAUGGGAAGGACAGCUACUGCCGGUCCUCCUGGAACGAUGUGGACGGUUUAUUGGUGAUUCUGUCUUUUGUCGACAUCAUCGUCUCUCUGGCCAGCAGGAGCAAAAACAAAAGUCUGGGCUUCCUCAAAGUUUUACGUCUGCUGCGAACGCUCCGCCCCCUGAGGGUGAUCAAGCGAGCCCCGAAACUGAAGCUGGCUGUGGAGGCUCUGAUGGCCUCGGUCAAACCCAUCGGAAACAUCGUUCUCAUUUGCUGCGCCUUCUUCUUUUUCUACGGCAUCCUUGGGGUGCAGCUGUUCAAAGGGAAGUUCUUCCACUGUCUGGGCGAGGACAUCACAAACAUCACCAGCAAGACUGACUGUCUGUCGGCCGACUACCGAUGGGUGCGAAAGACGUACAACUUUGACAACCUGCCUCAGGCUCUGAUGGCCUUGUUUGUAAUGUACUCAAAGGACGGCUGGGUCAACAUCAUGUAUGAUGGGCUGGAUGCUGUGGGAGUAGACCGACAGCCUGUGAGGAACAACAACAAGUGGAUGCUGUUGUUCUUCAUCACCUUCAUGAUAAUGAGCUUCCUUCUCCUCGACAUGUUCAUCGGCGUGAUGGUGGAGACCUUCCACCAGUGUCAGCAGGAGCAAAAAAGACGGGAUCAAGAGGAGGAGGGAGGAAGGGCACGGCCAGAACAAGUCAGGGGUAAGGAGAAAGAGUUAGUUGAGCAGGCGCCAUAUUACACCAGCUACUCCCCCAUCCGUCAGUUCAUCCACAGUGUGUGUGUCAGCAACGGCCUGGAUCUCAUCAUGAACCUCACAAUCGUCCUCAGUGUCAUCUUCAUGGCUUUGGAACAUUAUGGUCAAUCUCUGUACAUAGAGAAUCUGAUAGAGAGGUCCUACUACGUGUUAACUGCCUUCCUGAUCAUUGAAGUCCUGUUGAAGCUUGUGGCCUUUGGCGUGUGGAGAUUCAUAACUAACAGGUGGAAUCUGUUGGACAUCAUUGUGGUCUUCGUCUCUAUCAUCAGCAUCAUUCUCAGGAUGAAAAUGAUGAACACAGUUCCUAUCAAUCCCAGCAUCCUUAGAGUCACUAGAGCACUAAGACUUGCACAAGUUCUGAAGUUGCUAAAGGCCAAGAAGAUCCGAGUCCUCCUGACAACCAUCAUCAAAACGCUGUCACAGGUUGGAAAUAUCUGCCUGCUCUUUAUGUUCUUCUUUUUCAUCUACGCCGUUUUGGGAGUGGAGCUCUUUGGCAGCCUAGAAUGCAGCGACGAUCACCCGUGCCUGGGUUUACAUCGGUACUUCAACUUCAAGCACUUUGGACUGGCCCUGCUCACACUCUACCAGGUGUGCACCGGAGACAACUGGAGCGGGAUUUUGAAAGACACCUUGAGAGAGUGUUCGCCCGGCAGCGUUUCCUGCUUGGCUACCUGUCCUGGGUCUCUCCGCUCUUCUUACCACCUUCGGGUCAUGGUCCAGUUUGUGCUGGUGAACCUGGUGGUGGCGGCUAUCAUGCAGGCUCUGGAGGACAGCACCAUGGAGGAGGAACGAGGAGAAGGCCAUGCUGCACGCAGAGCGGGCCCACUGUCUCCAGAGGAGGGCGUCGGCUCCGAGGGCCACGUAGAUAGAUCUGACACGGAGCCGGCCCCUCCGUCUCCGGCACAGUCCCAGAUCAGAUCCAGCUCU
Seriola dumerili (greater amberjack) is the source of this 3981-nucleotide messenger RNA. Its product is annotated as voltage-dependent T-type calcium channel subunit alpha-1H-like. Gene Ontology annotation, molecular function: low voltage-gated calcium channel activity; voltage-gated sodium channel activity. Gene Ontology annotation, cellular component: voltage-gated calcium channel complex; neuron projection; voltage-gated sodium channel complex. Gene Ontology annotation, biological process: calcium ion transmembrane transport; neuronal action potential; positive regulation of calcium ion-dependent exocytosis. Lineage: Eukaryota; Metazoa; Chordata; Actinopteri; Carangiformes; Carangidae. The transcript has 32 exons. The record is from RefSeq and is a predicted model, not a curated record. The annotation marks the transcript as partial.